CACUGCGUGCGUGCUUGAGGCGGAAGUGUUUCGGUGUUUACAGGCGGCAGAGCCUGGGGCAGGGGCGCCGGGACGGAGCCGCAGAGCCCAUGUGCCCGCAGCCCCCGCCGCCUAUGGAGGUGAUGGAGGGGCCCCUCAACCUGGCUCAUCAGCAGAGUAGAAAAGCAGACCGGUUGUUGGCAGCAGGGAAAUACGAAGAAGCAAUUUCUUGUCACAAAAAAGCAGCUGCAUACCUUUCUGAAGCCAUGAAGCUGACACAAUCUGAGCAGGCUCAAUUAUCGCUGGAAUUACAAAGGGAUAGUCACAUGAAACAGUUAUUGCUCAUCCAGGAGAGGUGGAAAAGGGCAAAGAGAGAGGAAAGGUUAAAAGCCCAACAGAAUGCAGACAAGGAUAUAGUUGCACAUCUUCAGACCUCUUAUAAACCAUCAACUGAAGAAUCUGAAGAUCACAACAUAUUGGUUCCUGUUACUCAGAAAUACAGUCCUUCUGCAAAUAAGCAUCUACAGGAAACUCAGGGUGUCUUUGACAGGGAGCCAGAUACACUAUUAUUUCUGCUUCAGAAAAGAGAGGAGCAAUUGGAAGUAUGUAUUGGGAACAAAGCUCCAAAAGAUGACAAAACAAUAAUAGAAGAGCAGGCAACCAAAAUUGCAGAUUUGAAACGGCAUGUGGAAUUUCUUGUAGCUGAAAAUGAGAGAUUAAGGAGAGAAAACAAACAGCUAAAAGCAGAAAGGAUUAGACUCCAAAAAGCUCCAGUAGAGAAGGAGUUGGAUGUAGAUGCUGAUUUUGUGGAGAAGUCAGAGUUAUGGGGCCUACAACAACAUUCAGAAACUGCUACUACUUCAGCCUCAACUUGGCAGAAGUUUGCAGCAAAUGCAGGGAAGGCUAAGGACAUUCCAAUACCCAAUCUUCCUCCCUUGGACAUUCCAUCACCUGAACUCCCUCUACUGGAGCUCUCUGAAGAUAUACUGAAAGGACUUAUGAACAGCUAAAUGAAGACCAUGAGACGUGCUCAUGAAAUGUAGUUAAGCAAAUGAGAAAAGGGAAAACCACCAGGACAAUGAUGAUCCAAGGGCAGCCAACAUCUAACACAAUCCUACUGUGCGAGAAAAGGCAUUACAGCAACUGUCACUGUGAAAUACACUUAAUCAUAGAGCUUAAGGGUACCAUAAAUUGGUAAAUGCAAGCUCUUGCAUCUUUCUCCUGACGUUUCAAACCAAAUGACUGCUUGGAAAACAUUUCAAACACAAUCCUUCAGGGUUUUGAAGUAAUGCUAUGUGUAAUAGGUAUCUAUAAUGCCAUAAACGAUGCAGAACUUAACUUAUGGUUGCCAGAUGGCUGCCACUUCCUUCCGCUUGAAAGAUGCUUUCUAUCAUGCAUUCAGAUUGUAAGCAUUUCAUUAUGCACAAUUUUGUUAAUGGAGAAGUGUAUAAGUUACACCAUAUCUAGAUGGAUCGAUGUGCCACACUCUUGUCUCCUGACAAUAUUAACCUCAGAUUAAUCAGGAGAAAUAUAUAAACUUUCUAUGGAGGAACCAAGUUAUUCGUUCUGUGGGGAAUUUUUUAGAUUUUGUUUACAUAACUAAUCAAGGUGCAUCAAAUUUAACUCUGGGUUUCUAUAUAAAAAAAUUACAUUGCUUAAAAAACCUGAGGAAAAAGUAUCCUGUUCUUCAGAGGUGCAUGAAUGGAAGUAAUGCUAGUGGGCAGUAUUUAAUUGCACAAAGGAAAUAUUUGUUUACAUCUGUAAAUCAGUCACUGAGGCUAUGAAAAUAAAAAGCUAAGUUGUAAUCAACACCGUAACAGUGGGUGAAAAUAGUCUUCACAAACAUUAAAGUGCCAGUCCAUUGAACUGUACAAUUUGUUACACUAAAAAUAGCUGGUGGUAAGGGAAAAUGGAACACAACUUCCAGCCUUUCACCUUCAGGUGCAUAUAGAGAACUUGGGGAGAGUCCAGGGGUUGUGGUGGUCUGUGAAAUGACAUUCUUGUCUGUAUAAUUUUAAGAGGUGAUGUACCUAAUGAGCAGAAACCAGAGGACACAGAUUCAAAAAUGGCUCAUUCAGUUUAAGACCAAAAGCACAAGUGCAAUGGUUUUCCAUACCUCCUCUACAGAAUGAGCUUGUGCCCAAAGCUUUAGUGCCAGCUUUCUGCUGAAGUGCAGAGAGAACACCACGGUCCUUCUUAUUCUCAGCUUCUGUGCAAAUUUUCUUCUUUCCCCAAUGCCUGGUCUGUUCUCUCCUUGAAUAGAAGGCAAGGGCUGGAGGAAAGAAAUGCAGACAAAAACACUGGAUUUGCUCAAGGAACGGGUUUGAAUUUGCUCUCAACUCAAGAAAUUUUGCUGUAUUCCUAAAGUGACAAACAAAUUCUCUAGUUCACUGACUUCUGUAUACAUAGAAAGGGGGAUGUUGGACUUCCUACUCAGAUAACUAGUUUAAAUCCAGUAGCAGUUGCAUACAUGUAAACUGAAAAGCUAGCAUGCCUUCCAAAGGUGGUGAAAUCAAACUAAUGAAUUGCACUCUGUGAACCCUCAAAUAAAUGGUACUAGAUGUUG
Molecule: messenger RNA, 2545 nt
Organism: Mauremys reevesii (Reeves's turtle)
Lineage: Eukaryota; Metazoa; Chordata; Testudines; Geoemydidae
Gene: NRBF2
Product: nuclear receptor binding factor 2
Exons: 4
Coding region: 90-989 (299 amino acids)
Biological process (GO): autophagy
Source: RefSeq, a predicted model, not a curated record